GCAGGCACGGGCCUCUCGCUGUCGCAGGUCAACUCGCCUCGCUCCGUUCGCAGAACCGAGGCGAUAAUUAAGAAUCUAUUCAUUCACUCAAUCAUUCGUUCCUUCGGAAAACCAAGAUUCCUGUGGGUACGAGCGUCAGCCAUGGGAACAGACCAAUAAGCUUGUCCUUGGCCGUGCCGGCCGGCGUGAGAUGGUGAGGCGGCCAUGGUAGUAGUGAUCGGCGCCGGAGAGGCCGGCCGCGGCGGAGAACGGCCGGUGCCGGACGGGGAGGUGGCACUGGCACAGGCACACGUUGUGGUCAACGUUGCCGGCGGGCGCGCUGCGGCCGAUCAUCAGGAGCGGCUGGGGCCUGGGUGCAGGAUCUGCCACCUGCCGGACGGGGACGGCGAGCUGCCGGAGCGGCUGAGAGGGCGGCUGGUGAGGCUCGGCUGCGGCUGCCGCGGCGAGCUGGCGGCGGCGCACCGGCGCUGCGCCGAGGCGUGGUUCUCCGUCCGGGGCAACAGGCGUUGCGAGAUUUGCGGUGAGAACGCGGUGAACAUCACCGGCGGCGGUGGCGGCAAGGAGUUCAUACGGCAGUGGCACGACACGGCGGCGGCCGUGGACGGCGGAGGCUUAUCCAAGGCGUGCGGUGGCUUCUGCAGGAACCAGUCGUUCUGCAACCUUCUAAUCGCGUUGCUCAUCGUCGUGUUCCUCUUGACGUGGUUCUUCCAUAACCACAUCCACAUGGUUUGAAGUCAUAAUUUUAGAAUGAUUUGAAAUCUUUAAAGAGUUUCAUGUACCGGUGCUGUCUAUAUAUUGUGAAAAAUCUUGGAGGGCUGGUGCCGGCCGUGGUGGAAAAUUUGUAGAUUCUAAGCAAAUCUUGAGAAAAUUGAAAGUAUCCGAGUUCCAAAUAUUCGUAAUCGGAGUCGGAUACGGAUGGUAGUGCAUUGCAAAUGUUAUUCAGUAUCUAUCCUACCAUACAUUCUUUU
Setaria italica (foxtail millet) is the source of this 968-nucleotide messenger RNA. RefSeq lists its product as uncharacterized. The record is from RefSeq and is a predicted model, not a curated record. The coding region runs from base 205 to 732 and encodes 175 amino acids. Lineage: Eukaryota; Viridiplantae; Streptophyta; Magnoliopsida; Poales; Poaceae. Gene Ontology annotation, molecular function: zinc ion binding. The transcript has 2 exons.